This is a messenger RNA of Paramecium tetraurelia, 954 nucleotides long. RefSeq lists its product as uncharacterized. The transcript has a single exon. The record is from RefSeq and is a predicted model, not a curated record. Lineage: Eukaryota; Ciliophora; Oligohymenophorea; Peniculida; Parameciidae.
AUGUUAUUGAAAUAAAAAACCACAUAUAAAUUCUCAAUAGCUGCUCUUCUUCAGCCAGUCUAUAAUCCUUAUUGGGCAUCUUAUGGAACAGAAUAAGUAAUCAAAAAAAGAGAUGUAUUAGAUAAUUUGUUAUAAACAGGAAUUUCCAUUUUAACAUAAGAUAAUACAGAAAUAAUCAAACAAUAUAAAAAGGAUCUAAAAUAACCUAAGGAAAUUAAACAUAAUAUUGAGUUCUUCAAUAAUGUAGAAUGGGGUUUAUUGGAACAUCUAUUACUCUUGCGAAAGGAAUUGGAUGACAAAAAAUUUUAGUUUGUUUUCAAUCAAAAUUAAAACUAUUAAACUUCGUGGAAGUAAAUUGGAGAGUUAGAAAUUUAUGGAUUAUCACCUUAUCGUCAUUAAAAUCAUUUUAUUCAUGAGUAUAUUCAUAAGGCUGAGCAAAAUAAAGUUACAUUUGAAGUGAAGCCACAAUUAGAAGAAAAAUCAGAUGUUCAAGAUAAAUCAGAGAAAUUGGCAAAACCAAUCUUAGAUUCCUUAGAAAAAGAAAAGUAAGAUGUGACUGGAUUAUUUGGAAGAGCCAGAAAUUUUAUCAAUAAAGUGAAUAAAUUCGUCAUCAAUGAAAAUAAUCUUAAACAUGAGAAUCCUUCAUUUAAUUGGAAGAAAUAUGUGUUAGAACCAUCUAAAACUGAUAGAAUUUUAGUCAGAGAUUAUGAGUAUGAGUUUGAAGGAAUAUUGACAAUUAAAGAUUCAAAUGGUCAAUAUUUAUCUAAUACUAAAUUCAUAGAAUAAGUCUAACCUAAACUCAAUAAGAUAUAUUUAAGAACAGAAUCUUGGAUGGAAUCUAAAGAAUCAGAAUCAACAUCAAGGAGUAAAAGAUAGGUAUUAACUGAUUUGAAUUGUGUAUUAAGAGGUAAUCCAUGGGUUUGGGUUAAAAAGUUUGAUGAAGAAGAAGUAUGA